This is a messenger RNA of Nakaseomyces glabratus, 894 nucleotides long. It is a transcript of the gene CTP1, whose product is annotated as Ctp1p. Gene Ontology annotation, biological process: mitochondrial citrate transmembrane transport. Gene Ontology annotation, cellular component: mitochondrion. Gene Ontology annotation, molecular function: citrate secondary active transmembrane transporter activity. The record is from RefSeq and is a predicted model, not a curated record. NCBI's taxonomy places the organism in Eukaryota, Fungi, Ascomycota, Saccharomycetes, Saccharomycetales, Saccharomycetaceae.
AUGUCAAAGGACUCUAAGAAAGUGGAUCCAACCAAAUCAUUUGUUGCUGGUGCUCUGGCAGGUGCUGUUGAAGCUUCUAUAACAUAUCCAUUUGAAUUUGCGAAGACGAGGCUGCAACUGAUUGAUAAAUCUUCUAAGGCAUCGAGAAACCCAUUGGUGCUUAUAUAUAAUACAGCGAAGACACAAGGUGUCGGUGCAAUUUAUGUGGGUUGUCCCGCCUUCAUUGUUGGUAACACAGCGAAGGCAGCUACAAGAUUCCUUGGUUAUGAUACGAUCAGGAAUUUAUUAAAGGAUAAGAAGACUGGAGAAUUGAGUGGUCCCAGAGGUGUUCUUGCUGGUCUCGGGGCUGGACUACUAGAAAGUGUUGUAGCAGUAACUCCCUUUGAAGCAAUCAAAACAGUUUUGAUUGAUGAUAAACAGUCGGUACGACCAAAAUAUCAGAACAAUGGGCGUAGUAUGGCUCGUAAUUAUAUAUCACUUGUAAAAGAUGAAGGUUUUCGAGGUCUUUAUGGUGGUGUGCUACCCGUUUCGAUGAGACAAGCAGCUAAUCAAGCUGUUAGAUUGGGUUGUUAUAAUAAAAUCAAGGUGUUAGUUCAGGAUUAUACUGGUGCACCUAAGGAUAAACCUUUGACAUCUGGAUUGACAUUUAUUGUAGGUGCCUUCAGUGGUGUGGUAACAGUUUAUGCCACCAUGCCUAUCGAUACUGUAAAAACACGUAUGCAAAGUUUGACUGCAAGCAAAUACUCAUCAACUCUAAAUUGUUUCACUACGAUCUAUAAGGAGGAAGGUUUAAAGACGUUUUGGAAAGGAGCAACCCCAAGAUUAGGAAGAUUAAUUUUGAGUGGAGGUAUCGUAUUUACUAUUUAUGAAAAUGUAUUGCUUUAUUUGAGCUAG